AUGACAGGACGCGCAAGUGAUAGCUGUCCUUUCAUGGCGGGCUCCGAGCGUCUGGUGGACCCUGAAGAUGAUGCAGCUCUUUGGGUUACCAUAGAAUUCCCUGAAGCAAUGAAGCUUACCCAUACGGACGAACAGCUGGUGAAUUGGGUGGUCGAUCAGAUCCUACGCCACAAGAUCAGUGUUUCAGCUUGUGCCCAGCAUUGCCAGAGACCCUUGUGUCUUUCGCUCCCAGUCGUUGGAAUUCCCAGGGAUGAGGAACACAAUAUCAGGGAUCAGGCUAAGACCCUGACACUCUGGUGGCUUGGAGAGAUCCUCGCAGACAGGGUCCAUCUUGACCGGAAUGUGAUUUUCCCUUAG
Messenger RNA from Penicillium egyptiacum, 357 nucleotides. Lineage: Eukaryota; Fungi; Ascomycota; Eurotiomycetes; Eurotiales; Aspergillaceae. The record is from the annotation of a GenBank genome assembly.